Molecule: messenger RNA, 1920 nt
Organism: Pseudophryne corroboree (corroboree frog)
Lineage: Eukaryota; Metazoa; Chordata; Amphibia; Anura; Myobatrachidae
Gene: EI24
Product: EI24 autophagy associated transmembrane protein
Exons: 11
Coding region: 216-1220 (334 amino acids)
Biological process (GO): macroautophagy
Cellular component (GO): endoplasmic reticulum
Source: RefSeq, a predicted model, not a curated record
GCUGGGGAGAGAGAGGACUCCAUUUCCCAGGAGGCGUUGCGGGCUGGGGCAUGCGCACUGCGGGCGGGGCCCGGGUGUUGUGAUCCAGCUGUAGACAGAUUCCUGUAGGCCUGGUGGGGUCCACGCUUCCUCCAUGAUGACCGGUUGCGGGUCAUCCCUCCUCAUCUCUCCGUACAGCUGAUACGCGACAAACGUGAACGGUUCACAGCUGGAAAAUGGCCGACAGUUUGAAGAGUUUUCUGCAGGACCUUGCCCGGGGUAUUAAAGACUCCAUUUGGGGAAUUUGUACGAUCUCCAAGCUCGAUGCUCGGAUUCAGCAGAGGAGGGAGGAGCAGCGGAAGCGCCGUGCCAAUAGCGCACUGGCCCAGAGACGGGCGCAGAGCGAGGAGAGAAAGCCGGAGAAUGAGCCUCGUAUUGUCACCCGGAUCUUUCAGUGUUGUGCUUGGAAUGGUGGAGUCUUCUGGUUGAGUCUCUUCUUGUUCUACCGAAUGUUCAUCCCAUUGCUGCAGUCAGUCACAGCGCGGAUAAUUGGUGACCCGUCAUUGCAUGGAGAUGUCUGGACCUGGCUGGAGUUCAUCCUCACGUCUGUGUUUAGUGCCCUCUGGGUCCUGCCGCUCUUUGUUCUCAGCAAAGUGGUCAACGCCAUCUGGUUCCAGGACAUUGCAGAUUUGGCCUUUGAGAUGUCUGGAAGAAAAGCACAGCCCUUCCCCAGUGUCAGUAAGAUCAUUGCCGACAUGCUGUUUAAUCUACUGCUGCAGGCGCUCUUCCUCAUCCAGGGCAUGUUUGUCAGUCUCUUCCCGAUCGAUGUCAUCGGACAGCUCAUCAGUCUCCUCCACAUGUCUCUGCUCUAUUCCCUCUACUGUUUUGAGUAUCGAUGGUUCAACAAAGGGGUGGAAAUGCAUCAGCGGUUAUCCAACAUUGAGCGCAACUGGCCCUAUUACUUUGGAUUCGGUUUACCCCUGGCCUCCCUGACAGCCAUGCAGUCAUCCUAUAUCAUCAGUGGCUGUCUCUUCUCCAUUCUCUUCCCGCUCUUCAUCAUCAGUGCUAACGAAGCAAAGACCCCUGGGAAAGCGUAUCACUUCCAGUUGCGUCUCUUCUCGCUGGUCGUCUUCCUCAGCAACCGGCUCUUUCACAAGACCGUCUACCUGCAGUCCACGCUGAGCGCCUCCACCAGUCCACACCAGUCGCCUGCCAAACACAAGGUCACUUCGGGACACUGAUCGAACACGGAAGAAGUCCGUCCCCUCCGCCAUGUUUCUAACCCUUUGUGACUGGCGCAAAUCUUGUGCCAUGUUGGUUAUUUCUGUUUUCCUCCCUAGUAGCUGGGACCUUUGGAUCCGUCAGUUUGUGAACCUCGGAAGUGUGUCAAAAUAGUGACUGCGCCCCGGAUCCCCCUCUUUUUACAGUUUGUAGAGAAACCUGAAAACUUCGCCAUCCCCAACAUUCUAUUCGCGUAGAGUAACCCGCUCUGGUGCUGAGGUGUAUGUACAGACGUGCUGAGUGUUUCUGACCAUGUAGUUUACAGCACAGGAACUUGGACCACACUAGGCAGUUAGGCCUCUGUUGAGCAAGUACCGAGUUCAUGACCUUGUGAUACCUUGUAUGAAAUGAGCGUGAAUUACCCAUCUUACGUUACAUGGGACUGUGGUGACUUUUCCGCCAGGUGUUUUCCCUUGAUAAAUAGGAGUCUCUGAGCACUGACAGCCAGUCUGUGAGAUUGGUUUUCUGGCAUAAGUACGGCAGGUAUUGAGUGGUUGUCCUGUAAUUACUAAGCACUAUGGAUCCAGCCUUCAGGGAUGAAGAGUUAAUUCCUGUUUUUAAUGUUAAUUAUUUGUGUCUAAUUGAGCUAUGGACAAAAUAUGUCUGAAUUUGACCAUUUUUGUGAUUUUAAAAAGCAGCAAAUGAACAAUUUUUAUGUGA